Messenger RNA from Hydractinia symbiolongicarpus, 2088 nucleotides. Its product is annotated as U3 small nucleolar RNA-associated protein 4 homolog. Gene Ontology annotation, molecular function: protein binding; RNA binding. The transcript is spliced from 2 exons. Gene Ontology annotation, cellular component: small-subunit processome; t-UTP complex; 90S preribosome. Bases 86 to 2044 code for a protein of 652 amino acids. NCBI's taxonomy places the organism in Eukaryota, Metazoa, Cnidaria, Hydrozoa, Anthoathecata, Hydractiniidae. The record is from RefSeq and is a predicted model, not a curated record. Gene Ontology annotation, biological process: maturation of SSU-rRNA from tricistronic rRNA transcript (SSU-rRNA, 5.8S rRNA, LSU-rRNA).
GGAGUGAUCUGUUAUCAACCUGUACUUAACUGUAUUGUAAAUCGUGUUCGUUUCGUGAUGAUCUUUUUACCAUUCAGAUCUUAAAAUGACUGAUUAUAAAGUCCAUCGUGUUCAGUUUGUGGAAUUUUUGCCAAAAGCAAUAAACUCUGCAGCAGUAAGUGAGAAAUUAGCACGCGUAGCUCUUUCUCGGGAAGAUGGCUCGAUUGAAAUCAGAGAUCCAACAAAUGAUUGGAUUAUUGACCGGGUUAUUCCAGGCCAAGAGGGACGUACCGUUGAGCAUGUUGUUUGGCUGAACCAACGCUUAUUUACUGGUGGGUUAAAUGGUGAAAUCAUUGAAUGGGACUUAAAAAGAUUACAACCACUUUACACCCAAGAUUCUUAUGGUGGUCCUGUGUGGUGUUUAAAGUUCAGUUUUUCUGGAAAGUAUUUAGCUGCUGGCUGUGAAGAUGGUAGCAUCAGAGUGUUUGAAGUUUGUGAUUCCAGUAUAUUAUAUGAACGUAGCUUACAUAAACAAGAGCACAGGAUUUUGUCGUUAGGUUGGAGUUAUGAUAAUAACUUCAUUGUGUCUGGUGGUUUUGAUUGUACUUUAAGAAUGUACAGUGUAAAAACAGGUGCUAUUAUAUCUCGUAUGACAUCAGACAACCUUAAAGAGGGAAACACAAUGAUUUGGUCAGUUGAAAUUUUAAAAGAUAUGACAAUAGUUGCAGGAGAUUCUUUGGGAAAUACACAAUUUUGGGAUGGAAAUAGUGGUACCUUGCUUCAAUCCUAUCAUUCUCACCAAGCUGAUGUGUUAGCUGUUGUUGUCUGUAAUCAAGAACAGACUGUGUAUUCUACUGGUGUGGAUAGCAAAGUGGUUCAAUUCAACUUAGUCCAAGUAGAGCAAAGACUGAAGUGGAUACAGUCAAAAGCUGUUCGAGCAACAAACCAUGACACAAGAACUCUUGCUGUUUAUAAUGAAAGCCUUUUAUCAGGAGGGUUAGAUCCACGCUUUGUUGUCUAUCCGUUAGAAAAUUUUUCUUCACAAUCGUUUGUUAGGUAUUCAUGUUUACCACUUCCCAAUGCGCUACAACUGUCUCAUCAUCGUAAUCUGCUUUGUUUUCGGGAGCAACAGAAGUUACAUGUUUGGUCAUUAAAAAAUCCAGAGGAUGAUGCAACACAAAGACGAAAGCUGUUUGAAAUUUGCAAUGAUAAUGCAGAUCAUUUAAUCUGCUCUGCCAUUUCGAGUAAUGGAAAAUAUCUUGCCUAUUCAAGCACUGCCAAAUGCAGAGCUCUUGAACUUCAUUUGGAUCCACCUUCUGUAAAAAAGCUUAAUCAUGUUAAAAUGCAACCAUCCACAGAAAUGUGUUUCACUCCAAGUGAAGAAUAUAUUGUUACUGUUGGAUUUGAAGCUGUGAUCAGUUUAUAUCAUUUGCAAAGUGGAAGAAAUGGCAAGCUUAAAUUUCCUGAUGAGACUUUGGUGCAGCUUCCUUUUCGCUUCAUCAGAGUUGAUCAUGACAGCAACUAUAUUUGUGUUGUUGAUGCAGAUUCUCAAUGUUAUAUUUUCUCCAUUGUUGAUGAAGGCUUUGCAUUGGAGCUGCCUAAAAUGAAUGGUCAGGUUACCUUUUGCUCUUUCCAACCGCACACCAAUAAUGUAUUUUUUGCAACAAGUGAGAAAUUCAUGUAUGAAUUUGACAUACCAGAUAAGAAAUUUAAGCCAUGGUUAUUUGAUGUCAAUAAGUCUCAAAUAAUAACAAACAUGGGACGGUUAAAAGACAAAAUAAACGCAAUUGUGUUUAAUCCAAAAGUUGAAAAUGAAAUGUUUGUUCAAACAAAAGAAGUUUUUGGCAAAAUCAUUUAUGAUAGUUUACUGCCUGACAGUGGUAUGCAGAAGAAAAGUUUGAAACGUAAAAAAGGUGGAAAAGUGCUUAAAACUAAUGGACAAUUUAGUAACAUAAUGUUCUUUGAUAUAAAUGUGGCUGGCGAUCUUGUCAUUGUUGAGCGACCAAUGUCUAUUGUUUUAGAGAAUUUGCCAUCUACGUUGAAAAUAAAAAAGUUUGGAAGUUAAUUAUUCGCUUGUUUGUAGUAAAAAGAUGAAAAGUAUCUGCCAUA